Molecule: messenger RNA, 1731 nt
Organism: Eremothecium gossypii ATCC 10895
Lineage: Eukaryota; Fungi; Ascomycota; Saccharomycetes; Saccharomycetales; Saccharomycetaceae
Product: AFR443Cp
Exons: 1
Coding region: 1-1731 (576 amino acids)
Biological process (GO): cellular response to gamma radiation; cellular response to X-ray; double-strand break repair via nonhomologous end joining
Cellular component (GO): Ku70:Ku80 complex; nucleus
Molecular function (GO): telomeric repeat DNA binding; damaged DNA binding; double-stranded DNA binding
Source: RefSeq, marked provisional
AUGGAGGGGGACAAGCCGGACUUCUUAAAGAGCAUUCUUGACUCUACAGCAGACAAGGAGGACGAUAAAAGGCACCUGAGAUACAAUGUCCACGAGGGCAUCGUCUUCUGCGUGGAGCUUUCUCACAAUAUGUACAAGCCCAGCCCAGAGCUUGAGGGCAAGAAACAGCUACUGGAGAUCCUCGAAGCCCUCUUGGAAUUGAUGGAGCAGCUAGUGGCGGUCAUGCCCGACACCGGUGUGGGCUGCUACUUCUUCCAAUGCAGGCAUCGCGAGGCCAAACAGGGUAUCUACGAGCUCUUCCCCCUCAGAGACGUGAACGUUGCCCACAUGAAGAAGGUGUUCCUACUACUGGAGGGUAUUCGUACAGGGAAGCGUAGCCUGGAAGAGGAGCUGCCGUAUGACGGGCGGCACCCAACCUCCUUGGACGUUGUAUUCACUAGCAUUCAGGACCAGUUUUUACAGGAGGUUCCAGAACAGCGCUUGUACAACAACAAAAAGAUCUUCCUCUUCACCGAUAACGAUUCGCCCCCAGAGAAAGAGAGCCUGGGAUCUCGCACUCGCCUACGGAAAGUCGUCGACGACCUGAAUGACUACUACAUCAACUUCUCCACCUUUUUCAUCGGCACCGAGCAGCGGCCCUUCGACGAGUCCUUCUACUCCGACAUCCUGAAGCUAGGCGCACAGGUAGCCGCGGAAGGAAGUAGCAAGCCACUCUACGACGGGCCCAGCACGAAGCCCAUCUCAGUGUCAUAUAUACGUUCCAGGGUUCUCCGCAAGAAGGAGGUGCGGCGCCUGCGCUACAGCUGCCCGCUUUUUCUUAACGAAGAGCAGGGCCUCGUAGUCUCGGUCAAGGGCUACGCCGCAACAACUUACGAGCGCCCGGGCGCGCGCUACCGCAUGGUGUACCAACAUGAGGACGUGCAGCGCGAGGCCUUUUCACAUCGCAGGUAUCUCGACCCGGACACCGGCGAGGAGGCCACGGAGGACCUCUGCAAGGUCUACCAGAUCGGUGACGACUGCCUUGACCUGCCGGAUGACCUCGAGAACCUGAUAACAAACUUUGCUGCCCCGACCUCUGACUCGUUUCUACGCAUGCUGGGGUCCAGGACCGCCGUCGCUGUGCUGCCCUACUACAACAAUAUCCAUCACGUGACAUUCUUGGUCCCUGAUGACUCCGUCUACGCGGGCUCCGCCGCGGUGCUGGCGUCGCUGCACCGCACACUCCGGGCAUCCCAGCGCGCAGUCGUGCUGUACGGAAAGCUCCGCGCAACGUCACUCCCCGCACUUUACGCCUUGGCGCCCGCCGCCGCGCCCUUGCCCGAUGCGGUGUUUAUCCUGGCGCGCCUGCCUUUCCAGGAGGAGGUGCGCAAGUUUCCUGCGCUGUCGCCACCGCAGGCCUCGCUCGCCUCCCCAGACUACGCCGUGCUCCAGAAGAUUACGUCUCGCAUCAUCGACCUGCUCGUGCUCAGCAGCCCCUACGCCCCUGCAGACUUCAAGAACCCCGUCAUCGCCACGCACUUCCGCCUCCUUUCGGAUCACCUGUUCGAGACAGCACAGGAUCCGCGCACCGAUGACACUAUCGCGCGCCUGUUGCGCCUGCGGCACCGUGUCCUUGAUGACCCGGAAUCCCGGCUUGCGAAGUACCUCAGGCACUGGAACGCUUUCUACGCCCGCCACCAGCAGGUUGCGUCUCCGUCUCCGACAAAAUACAGCAAGCGCAGGAGACCCUGA